AUGGCAUCCAAAGCUAUCCCUUCGCUUCGGACUACGGUUCGACCUCUACAACGCACCGCGCAACCCAUACAAAUCCGAUCGCUCUUCGGCUUUCCGUCCCCGUUCGUAUCGUCAUCGUCGUCGUCUUCAACCGGCGCAGCUUCGCUCGCAAAAGGGACUUUGACCAAGAGUGGCUCGCUUUCCAUCUAUGAGGAGUCUCGGGAAAUGGGGUGCGUCUCACUGCUGCGUGCACAAGCUCUAGCGAACCCGUCCAGACCUUGCUUCGUUCGAGGCCGCUCGGCACCGUCGCCAGUCUCCUUCAUCGGGCGCUGACGUCGCGGAUGACCGAAACCGAAUCUGCCGCCGCUAUCUCGUAAAUCAGGUAUGACCCCCAACAGCUCUAUUCGAUCAUCGCCGAUGUCGAUGCCUACAAGUCAUUUCUUCCUUUCACGACCGAGUCCCGCAUCUUGUCCGCUUCAAUUACCCCACCCCCGAGCUCGAAUCUCGGCGCGCAGGCUCGUCCUGUCGAGACUAAGGAAUGGCUUCGAGGCGGUGAGCCUGGGGAGGUGUGGGACCUUCAAGGCGAGCUACAGGUUGGCGCAAUGGGGUACCAAGAGGCUUAUGUUUCGCAUAUCAGAGCGAAGAAGUGGAAUUUGGUCUCUGUACGUUCUUGGUCCUGAACAUGGCGAAGAAUAUGUCCGAUCGGACCGAGACAUUUACCGCAACGAAACCCUCCGACCGACUUGAUUAGGCCACCGCAAACAACUCGAACAUCUUCAAGCACUUGGAAACAGAAUGGUCUCUCACACCGCUACCGACUCGAAGAGAUGUGCCUCGAACCAAGGUCGAUCUUUACAUUGCCUACUCGUUCAUCUCGCCCUUCCACGCCGCUGCAGUCAGCGCGCUAUGGGAGAAGGUCAGUGGUCUGAUGAUUGAUGGGUUCGAGAAGAGGGUCAAGACCGUAUACGGCCCGAGUCGACCGGCUUGA
Molecule: messenger RNA, 967 nt
Organism: Microbotryum saponariae
Lineage: Eukaryota; Fungi; Basidiomycota; Microbotryomycetes; Microbotryales; Microbotryaceae
Source: the annotation of a GenBank genome assembly